AUGCAAGAAGUGUCUGCCGCAGUUGUUCCCCGUUGGUCACUGGAGGUAGAAUUACACCGCGUCUUUACCAGUCGCAUGGCAUCAUCUUCACUCUCGAGCCAGAGGGUUUUGUCGGCCUUCCCUUUUCUCACACCAGAGGAAUUCGAAUGCGCCUGUCGCGCCUUCCUGGAUCGUAUUCAUGUGUUGGGCAACUUAGAUGGGGUGGGAUGGUCAUCGAUCCGUUUUGUACAACAGGCAACCGGUCCAGUUCUGAAAAUAUCGCAGAGCAUUCAUAAUACUAGUAUUCCAUACUACGACAACGCCCUCUCCGGAUCCGUAGAUACUGAAGAACCGCAAGUGGAAAUUUGCGAAGAUGAUCCUGUCCGUGGAAAAUCAUUUGUGCCAUUGUACAUGCUUGCUAUCAUCUGA
Messenger RNA from Aspergillus oryzae RIB40, 408 nucleotides. RefSeq lists its product as uncharacterized. The transcript has 2 exons. The coding region runs from base 1 to 408 and encodes 135 amino acids. Lineage: Eukaryota; Fungi; Ascomycota; Eurotiomycetes; Eurotiales; Aspergillaceae. The record is from RefSeq and is a predicted model, not a curated record.